Messenger RNA from Cuscuta epithymum, 1989 nucleotides. Lineage: Eukaryota; Viridiplantae; Streptophyta; Magnoliopsida; Solanales; Convolvulaceae. The record is from the annotation of a GenBank genome assembly.
UGGAAACCACUGAUCGAUGCCGUUUAUGUGUGACCGGCAAGGCCCCAUUUCCACCGCUAUAAAUAAGCUUUUGUCGCCCUGCAAUAUAUCUUCACACUCUUCUACGCACAUACAAUGGCAGAGAUGGGUUCUGAAACUAUCUUCAAUUCCGCCAUUAAUGGCUGCUCCUCCAAUACAGAGGACACUGCAGGCAAGGUCAUAACUUGCAAAGCUGCGGUGGCUUAUGGUCCCGGGCAGGCGCUAGUUGUGGAGGACGUACUGGUGGCGCCGCCUCAGAAAUCGGAGGUCCGAGUCAAGAUCCUUUACACUUCUAUCUGCCAUACAGAUCUCAGUGCCUUGAAAGGGGAGAAUGAAGCUCGCAAUGUUUUCCCGCGUAUCCUGGGACAUGAAGCGUCCGGUGUGGUAGAGAGCGUGGGAGAAGGUGUGAGGGACUUGAAAGCCGGAGACAAGGUGGUGGCGGUGUUCAACGGCGAAUGCGGCAGCUGUAAGUACUGUGAAUCCACCAAAACCAACCUCUGCGAGAAAUUCAGGGUGGAUCCCGGCCGAAGCGUGAUGGUCGGAGACGGGAAAUGCAGGUUCUCCACCAAAGAUGGCAAACCAAUCUACCAUUUCCUCAACACCUCAACCUUUUCUCAAUACACUGUCAUCAAUUCUGCUUGCGUUGCCAAGAUUGACCCCAUCGCUCCCCUCAAAAACAUGACUUUGCUCAGCUGCGGUGUCUCUUCAGGAGUUGGAGCUGUAUGGAAUACAGCCGACGUUCAAGCUGGCGAAACAGUAGCGGUUUUUGGCAUGGGAGCAGUAGGGUUAGCGGUAGUAGAAGGCGCAAGAGCUAGAGGAGCAUCAAAGAUUAUCGCAGUUGACAUUAACUCUGAUAAGCGCAUCAAAGGUGAAGCUAUUGGAAUCACACACUUUAUAAACCCAAAGGAAAUAGAUAAGCCCGUUCACCAGGAAAUUCGGGAAAUGACAGGAGGAGGGGUGAAUUAUAGCUUUGAGUGUGCUGGAAAUGUGGAUGUUCUUAGGGAGGCUUUUUUGUCCACCAUCGAUGGUUGGGGAUUGACCAUAAUGUUGGGCAUCCAUCCGAGUCCAAGGAUGUUGCCAUUCCAUCCAAUGGAGUUAUUUGAUGGCCGAAGAAUUGUUGCGUCUGUGUUCGGUGAUUUCAAGGGAAAGUCGCAGCUCCCUAACUUUGUGAAACGAUGCACGGAAGGGGCAGUGAAGCUUGACGAGUUCAUAACCCAUGAAAUGCCUUUUGCCAACAUUAAUGAAGCCUUCCAGUUGCUUGUUGAUGGCAAAUCUUUGAGAUGUCUUCUUCACCUCUAACCUUGUUCAUAAUCAAUCCAGCACGCAAUCGGAAAUUUAAAAUCUCCACAUUCAAAUGAAAGUGUCGCCUUUAUAAAUAUCCACAAUAAGUACUUUUUAUAUAUAUAUAGAGAGAAACAUAAAGAAAAAAGAAAAACAUUCUUCACGUAGGUAAAAAUAGUAUUCUUGUUGAAAUGUAGUGCGCACAUAUUCAUGUGCUGAUAUGCACGAUUUCCUUGUGCAUAAUUUAGUUAUUUUGUUAUUGUUUGUUAGUCUUUUUUACUAAUUCUACUUAUUAUAGAGUAUAGUUUUUAGAUUUCAUUACUUGUGUGUAGUUUGUACUUUUUGUGUAAGUUUGUUGUAAAGAGAUGUGGACAAGUAUUAUAGCUACCAAAAUAAGGCAAAAAGAGUGAUGAAGAUAUGUGCUGGUACGAAACCCGGUGGGAUUGGAACAAAAUCUGGUAGGGUAAGAACUUAUAUAUGAAACUAUUAGGAAGCUGCCAACCGAAACCAGGUCGGAUUUUUUACUUAACCCGGUCGGGUAUCCUAGAAACUCGGUCGAGUAUCCGACCCUGCACCCUUUAAACACCUAUAAAUACAUCUCUUUUCCUUUACAUUUGGAUUUUGUUUGCCUUUACAUUUGGAUAUUCAUUCUUUCAUAUCAUAAAUUUCAGCUCAGAUUAAGUAUUUUUU